Messenger RNA from Meloidogyne enterolobii, 1680 nucleotides. The record is from the annotation of a GenBank genome assembly. NCBI's taxonomy places the organism in Eukaryota, Metazoa, Nematoda, Chromadorea, Rhabditida, Meloidogynidae.
CCUGGAUCAUUUCGCUUCGUUUUUCUCUUUUGUCUGGCUCAUUUUAUGCAUGGAGUAGGAGCAACUCCACUUUUUACUAUAGGAAUUUCUUAUAUAGACGAAAACGUAGGACCUGCACUUUCAUCACUUUAUAUUGGAAUAUUCUAUGCGUUUGUUGUAUUCGGACCUGCUAUUGGGUUUUUCAUGUCCAGUAAAUUCCUUCUUUGGCAUACUGAUUUCAUGGUUACUGGGCAAAGACUACAAAAAUUAAUCAUUGAUCUGGAUGAAACGGAUCCGAAAUGGGUCGGGGCCUGGUAUAUUGGCUUUAUUUUGGCUGCAAUCUUCGGAUUACUAGCAGUUUUUCCAAUAUUAACCUUUCCCAAACUUCUGCCAGAAUCGCUGAAAUGGCACAGAACUCGACUACAAGAGGAAACAAUGGGGACUAAAAAACGAACUCCUGAGUGUUGUGGUAUACCACCCUCGUCGAGCAGGACUGCUGCAAUUUUAACAGCCGAUGAUGACUUUUGUGGAGGCCCUGUGGUUGUUGAACUUCAGUCGUCGAUGCCAGCUCUGAAGAAUCGUCAAGGGCCUAUUUGGUAUCAGCUUUGGUUAGAUGUUCGACAUAUUCCUAUCGCCAUAUACAAAAUUUUGCUCAAUGGUCCAUUUAUGCUAAUAACAUUUGGAAUGUCGAUCUGUGGUCUCAUAGUUGCGGGAUGUUCAACGUUCAUGUCAACGUACCUCGAGAGACAAUUUGGCGUUGCUCCUAGCAAGGCGACAUUAUUUAUGGGUGCAGUUAUGGUGCCCAUGGCUGGUUUCGGAACUAUGAUUUCUGGAAUGAUCAUUCACAGGUUUCGAUUAAGUUCACUGCGCACUCUACAAUAUUGUAUUGCAUUGGUGCUUUGUGCAUUGCUCCUAUCGCCUAUCUCAUCUUCCAAUCAUUAUGAUCCUUUAACAGACACUUAUGUUUAUAAAUUGAAUACUAGAUGUAACUCAAAUUGUCAAUGCUCAAUGCUUGAGUAUCAUCCCGUAUGUGCAGAGAACAUUGAUGGUUCCCAAUUGGCUUUCUAUUCCCCAUGUUUUGCUGGAUGUACAAAGCCUUAUUCAUCUUCAGAGAGGGAAUACUUUAAUUGUAGCUGCGUACCUGACGAAACUAAAGGUGGCGUUCGCCGUGUUAAGCGCGGCUUUUGUGAAUCAAAAUGCCGCGGACUAUUUGCCUUCUUGGUGUUUUUUGCACCUUUUUGCUUUUUUACAUUUGCCGUCUUCAUUGCAUUAAUAACAGUGGUAUUAAGGACAGUGGAUUAUGAUGAGCGAUCUUUUGCAUUGGGUAUUCAAUGGAUUUUAGUUCGUAUCAUUGGAACGAUCCCUGCUCCAGUGGUUUUUGGCUGGCUUUUUGAUCAUUCCUGCAUUCGUCAACAUUUGGACCCAUGUUCGGGGGAGCACGGAUCUUGCAUGCUCCACCACAAUAAAACUUUAGCCGAUUUGUUUCUUACUUUUACAGUUGCUGGAUUGCUUGUUGGUCUCAUCAGUCUAAUAAGUGUGCUAAUGUUUUUUGCUAAUUCACUUCACGAUGAGUCGAACAUUGCUCCUGCUACAGUAUCAUCAAGAUUGAAAACUGAGAAGAGAAUGUCUGCAUUGUUAUCAGCUGAGAAUGGGGAACAACACAUAAAUGAUGGAGAUGUAAGCGAAACGGAUAUAGAAUGA